This is a messenger RNA of Harmonia axyridis, 980 nucleotides long. Its product is annotated as probable RNA-binding protein 18. The record is from RefSeq and is a predicted model, not a curated record. NCBI's taxonomy places the organism in Eukaryota, Metazoa, Arthropoda, Insecta, Coleoptera, Coccinellidae. Bases 240 to 821 code for a protein of 193 amino acids. Gene Ontology annotation, molecular function: RNA binding. The transcript has 3 exons.
GAUUAGUCUAUGAUCGAAAGCUAAUAAAUCUACUCCCUGUUGCGGAUAUUCAAAUAAGCAUGCUCUUGUUAAAUUUUGCUUCACAUGAGUCUUAAGAGCAGAGACAAACCGUCAAGUUAAGACAAUUUUUGUUCUGUGUAGGGUGUAUAUAGGUUAACAGAAUUAGAACAUAAGAAAAAGGCAAAUAAUUAUUGAUUUUCCUGUAGAAUUCUGAAUUAUGUUUUAAAAAUAUUGUGACCAUGUCACAAGAAACUGAGGAACCAGAUGCUAAAAUUAAAGAUAAGAGGUUGUGGAUUGGUAAUUUAGAUUUUCGCAUAACUGAGUAUCAACUUUUGAAACUUGUGCAAAAACAUGGUGAUAUUGUUAAGUUUGACCUCCUUUUUCAUCGAACUGGACCACAAGCAGGUCAACCUAGGGGCUAUGCUUUUGUUACCUACUUGAAAGAAGAAGAUGCAUUGAAUGCUAAAGAAAAAUUGCAUAAUAUGUUGGUGGGUCAAAAAAGAAUCAAUGUUACUUGGGCGCAUAAUAUGAAUAAUGAGGAAAUCUCGAAGCCACGACAACAGAUAAUUAUUCCCGCCUUAGCUAUGGCAAAACCAGUGAGAAAAAACGACAGAGAAUCUCAAAUUCAAGCAAUUGAAGCCAAGUUGAAGUUAUUGGAAAGAAAAUCAUCAGAAGAACUUAGGAUAAACGAUACAGUGGCAACUAAAACCCCUAUUAUUGCUCAAUUCCAACAGAAUAAAGUACAGAAUAAAACCAAAACAAAAAUUUCUGAUUUGAGGAGAACUAAUCCUUAUAAAAAGGGCCAUAAUAAUCGUAGAUAAUAGUAUUUUAAUCUCUUUCAAAACUAACUGUUUUUAAUACGUUAUUUUAAACCGUUGUUCAGUAGGUAAACAUAUUUAUUAUUGAUGAAAAUGAUCAUAUUGUGUCAAUCUAAACAGUAUUUUUUGAGGUAGCAUUAGGAAUAAAAGUUGUAGAUAUUA